Cylindrotheca closterium is the source of this 504-nucleotide messenger RNA. NCBI's taxonomy places the organism in Eukaryota, Bacillariophyta, Bacillariophyceae, Bacillariales, Bacillariaceae. The record is from the annotation of a GenBank genome assembly.
AUGUCGAGGCAAAAGAGAAUCCUAGGCUUACUGGUUUUGUACUGCACAAAAGACAGAAUCUUCACAAUCGCAUUCCAAGACAAGUUUUACUCAGCCUCAAGAGCACCCAUUGCAUUGUAUUCCACGCCCCCAAGACAACCACGGCGGCUCAUGAAAAAGAGAAGAAGACGAGACCGUAAAGGAAAGAGCGUCGAAUCAAAGGAUUUUGCUUGGGAAACUGCCGAGUCAAGGCCUUUAGUUAAGUCUAUUGCCAAGGAGGCAGGUCAAGAUUAUUGGAUAGAUCCAGACGAUUUGAAAAAGGAGCGGCAAAGGGAAGAAGCAGUAAAAAACCGAAACGCUGUGGAAGGAGAGGUGCCGAAAGAAAAACUAAUGUCCGAAAUCGUUGCUCCAUACAAGCAAAACUGGAUUGGCUUUUUCAGUGUUUUCAUUGCCACUCUGAGCAUCAUCAUCAUCAAAUUUCCUGAGCUUUUGGAUCAACCAAAGAUCUUGUUCCCGGAUUUGUAG